Vigna radiata var. radiata (mung bean) is the source of this 1856-nucleotide messenger RNA. RefSeq lists its product as uncharacterized. The transcript has a single exon. Bases 230 to 1642 code for a protein of 470 amino acids. The record is from RefSeq and is a predicted model, not a curated record. Lineage: Eukaryota; Viridiplantae; Streptophyta; Magnoliopsida; Fabales; Fabaceae.
UCCUGCAAAUGCAACCAGACACGACUUAACAGUAACACACAAAAUAAGCCAUAUCUGCGAAGGACAACACCAUACGAGGAAGAAUGAACGAGGAUUAGGGAUUUGUGAUUGCAGUGCCUUCCAAAGAACCAUUCAAUUCUGAAAAUUUUCUUCAUUUCGGGCAAAAAAUUCAUACUUUUUUUAACAAAAUCUGAUAUUGGUGUUGUGGGCAUUUGAAACCAAACCCAAGAUGAACCUUUUACUCCCUCAACACCACCACCUUUCAUUCUCCCAAUGCCCCUUUUUCCACAACCCCAUCAAAACCCUUCAAUUUCUUCCCAAUCCUCCCGCACGUGCUAGCACCGUAAUCCGCAUGGGUGGGGGUCCCCGCACGUACCCGGGUGGCGUGUCGAAGUGGGUGUGGAAAAGGAUGCAGGCGAAGAAGGCGAAGCAGUUACUGAAGGCGCGUCUGUCCAGGGAGCGGCAGAUAUACGAGAUGAGGAAGCGGGCGGAGCUGAAGGCGGCGGUGUCGGAGCUGGAGCGGCCGUGGGAGGUGGUGGAUAGGGCGGCGGCGGCGCCCAAUCUGUUCUCUGUUGGGGCUGAUGAGCAGGUGAAGGUUCUUGCCGACAGGUUUCAGAGGCCUGGUGGGUUUGAUAUGUGGAGUGAGAAGGAUGGGCCUGUGUUGUUUGAGACCCCUGAUGAGUUGCCAUCUGCUAGGUUUUUCCCCAAAGGGGUGGUGCACAGUGUGAAGCCUUAUAGGAGGGUUGAUGGGUAUGGGCUGGUGAAGGAGGGGUAUGAUGAGGAAGGAGGGGGUUUGGUAAAGGGGACUGCUUUUGAUGAUAAGUUGAGUGAGAAGGAAAAUGGGGGAAAGGAGAUUGAGUUUGGUGGACAGCUUAGUGAAAAGGGGAAUUGGGGGAAGAAAUUUGAGUUUGGUGAAGGUUUGAGUGAAAUGGGAAAUGGGAGGAAAGGGGUUGUGUAUGGUGGGGAUUUGAGUGGAAAUGGGAAUGGAAAAGGGGUUUUGUUGGAGGAUGUUGAUGGAGAAAUUUCAUCUUUUAAUGUGAAUUAUGGGAGAAAUGGAGUUGAGGGUGAGGAUGAGGUUGGUUUGAGAAGGAAUGGGAAUAGGAGGAAGCUUUUGUCUGAUAAUGUCGGUAGAAAUGGAGUGCAGUCUCAUGGGAGGAAGGGAGUGGAGGGUGAUGGUAGGUUGAGAAGAAAUGGAAAUGGAAGGAGGGUGUUGUCUGAUGAUGUUGGUAGGUCUAACAAUGGAGGGCGAUCUUCUCGUUUGAAUUAUGAGAGGAAUGCAAAUGGAAGGUUUGAUGGUGGAGAGCAUUCUCCUCCCUCUUCAAAUUUUGGGAGGAAUGAAACAAGUUUUGAUGACAGGUUGAGGAGGAGGAGGGGUAAUGGAAGGAGGGUUUUCUCCAAGGAUGUUAAUGAUGGAUCUAAUGAGUUGCAUUCGGAGGGAGUUAGUUCUGUCAGGAAACAGAGAGGGGGCAAUUCCUUUAGAGGCAGAAGUGGAGGAAAGUUUGCUAACAGGACUUUAGAGUAUGCUUCACCAAGAGGAAGAGGUAGUAGAGGUGCAAGUUCUGAAGUUUAUGACAUGGGUUUGCAACAGGAUGGGAGUUAUGGGUUCCAGCAGAAGCAUGAGGAACCUGAAUCUACAAGUUGAUAGAGCCAUGAAUUCUUAGUCUAAUCAUUGUAGGGGUUCAACAAGUUUUGCUACCAAUUACUGAUGAUUUGUCUAAAAGGGUGCAUGUCAUGUCCUUUUGAUAUGUAUGUCUGAUCUGUACAUGUGGCAAAUCAAAACUAGACUAGUCAAAUGUCAUUGUGUGAAAGUAUAUUUUGUAUAUAUAUUUCAUUUGAAUAUCAAAAGAUAACAUAAA